Messenger RNA from Malania oleifera, 2567 nucleotides. RefSeq names its product 3-hydroxy-3-methylglutaryl-coenzyme A reductase 1. The transcript is spliced from 4 exons. NCBI's taxonomy places the organism in Eukaryota, Viridiplantae, Streptophyta, Magnoliopsida, Santalales, Ximeniaceae. The record is from RefSeq and is a predicted model, not a curated record. Gene Ontology annotation, molecular function: hydroxymethylglutaryl-CoA reductase (NADPH) activity; protein binding. Bases 223 to 1968 code for a protein of 581 amino acids. Gene Ontology annotation, cellular component: peroxisomal membrane; endoplasmic reticulum membrane. Gene Ontology annotation, biological process: sterol biosynthetic process; coenzyme A metabolic process; isoprenoid biosynthetic process.
AUACACACCACCACACAUGCCAUCUCUGAGAGGAGAGAAAGAGAGAGAGAAGAGGGUGUGGCCGUCGUUCGUGUGGGCAGUGCCUCCGCCCCGCGCUUCCCUCGACCCUCUAUAAAAUUAUCCCCCACCCCCAUUGCCACCCUCACCCCUCCACCCAACCCAUCUCUCUCUUUUCUCUCUUUCGCACAUUCACAGUUCUCUCUUCGUCCGCCGGGACACACCAUGGACGUUCGCCGGCGGCCUACAAAACCCCACAGCCCGGCCGCCGCUGCGGACGCCGCAAGGCCCCACCACCACACCAUCCACGACCCCCGCAAACUCUCAUCCCCACCGCCGAAGGCGUCGGACGCCCUCCCGCUCCCAUUGUACCUAACCAACGGUAUUUUCUUCACCCUUUUCUUCUCCGUCGCAUACUACCUCCUCCACCGCUGGCGCGACAAGAUCCGUACCUCCACCCCCCUCCACGUCCUCACCCUCUCCGAAAUCGCCGCCAUUGUCUCCCUGAUUGCAUCCUUCAUCUACCUCCUAGGUUUCUUCGGCAUCGAUUUCGUGCAAUCAUUCAUUGCGCGUGCCUCCCACGACGCCUGGGAUGUCGACGAGGACCCCCAGCAAUUCAUCCUCGAGGAGGAAAGCCGCCGGGGACCUUGCCCCGCCUCCAUCGACUGCUCCGCUCCUCCCGCCGCUGCCAUUGUUCCGCCGCCGGUACUUUCCUCCGAGGAGGACGAAGACGUUGUCAAGUCGGUCGUUAGCGGGGUGAUUCCGUCCUACGCUCUCGAAUCGAAGCUCGGAGACUGUAAGCGUGCUGCGGCGAUUCGCCGGGAGGCGCUGCAAAGAAUGACGGGGAGAUCCCUUCAGGGUUUGCCUCUGGAAGGGUUUGAUUACGAUUCAAUUUUAGGGCAGUGUUGUGAGAUGCCGGUGGGGUACAUUCAGAUUCCGGUGGGCAUCGCCGGGCCAUUGCUGCUCGACGGGUUCGAGUACUCGGUGCCUAUGGCGACAACGGAGGGGUGUUUGGUGGCGAGCACGAACAGAGGGUGUAAGGCGAUCUACGCGUCGGGUGGGGCCACAAGCGUGCUCAUGAGAGAUGGGAUGACCAGAGCGCCUGUGGUCAGGUUCGGGACGGCGAAGAGGGCGUCGGAGCUGAAAUUCUUCCUGGAGGAUCCCGUCAAUUUCGACACUUUGGUCGUCGUUUUCAAUAGAUCGAGCAGGUUCGCAAGGCUCCAAAGCAUUCAGUGCUCUAUUGCAGGGAAGAAUCUAUACAUAAGGUUCCGCUGCAGCACCGGUGAUGCUAUGGGGAUGAAUAUGGUGUCCAAAGGCGUUCAUAAUGUUUUGGAGUUCCUUCAAAGUGAUUUCCCUGACAUGGAUGUCAUUGGCAUCUCUGGAAAUUACUGUUCUGACAAGAAGCCUGCAGCUGUGAACUGGAUUGAAGGGCGUGGCAAGUCCGUGGUUUGUGAGGCAAUCAUCAAGGAAGAAAUUGUGAGUAAGGUGCUGAAAACCAAUGUGGCUGCCCUGGUUGAGCUCAACAUGCUCAAGAACCUCACUGGAUCGGCUGUUGCUGGCGCUCUCGGUGGAUUCAAUGCCCAUGCUAGCAAUAUUGUUUCUGCAGUGUUUAUAGCCACUGGGCAGGAUCCAGCCCAAAACAUUGAGAGCUCACACUGCAUCACCAUGAUGGAAGCUGUCAAUGAUGGCAAGGAUCUUCAUAUCUCUGUCACUAUGCCGUCCAUUGAGGUGGGUACAGUGGGAGGUGGAACUCAACUUGCAUCCCAAUCUGCUUGCCUGAACCUUCUGGGCGUGAAAGGUGCCAGUAAGGAGUCACCUGGAUCAAACUCGAGGGUGUUGGCCACCAUCGUAGCUGGUUCGGUUUUGGCUGGCGAACUGUCCCUGAUGUCGGCCAUUGCUGCUGGGCAGCUAGUCAAGAGCCACAUGAAGUACAACAGAUCCAGCAGAGAUGUCACCAAAGCGGCCUCCUAGAGGGAGGGAAGUAAGGCUUCAGCAAGAAAAGAAACUAAUUAGAAAUAAGGACCCCAGAAAAAAAAAAAAAAAAAGAAAAAAAAAAAGUGGAAUAAUCAGGUUUGGAAGAUAAAAAUGCAGGAGGAAAGAAGGAAAUGGGGGAUUAGAAAAAAGGGGAAAUGAACAUUCGCUUGAUAGCUUGCUCACUGGCACGGCCGCCCCCCCAUGUGGAUUCGCUGCAUGGCAGUAGCUGUAUAGUUUGGCAAUUAUGUGCAAGUGCAGAGUGAUGAAGCUUCAUGGUUCUCUCUCUCUGUCUGAAUGGUGGUGCCUUGUGAGCCUCACAUUUGCAUUUGAUGUUUUUUAUUUUGUGUAUGUUUUGGAGCAGUUCCUUUUGCAGUUGUUGGGUGUUGCUGGCAUGCAUGUGUUUUGUAUUUUGAACUCUGGAGGCAAAGAUUAGAUUCCCCUUUCUAUGCUUUUGGAACAUGGAAAGAUCCCUUCCCCUUUUUAUUUAGACUCUGCUGCUCAUGGGUUCUAUUGUAUGUACAAUGUACCUAUUUGGUGUUUUUGUUUUGUACCAUCUUCUCAAUGCACAUUUCUGGCUAGGAUUUUUUAUGGGUGAA